AUGACCCGUGUGUCAAUCGAUUUGCUUCGUGCACGUGUGAAGAUGGAGGAGCAGUUCGGCUUUGAGAAUGCCAGUGCUUUGGUCUUCGCCAGCGGCAUGCCGAAUCAGAUGCUCAUGAAUGCCCUGAACAGGCAUAACCUCGCUGUCAGCAUCCUGCAACAAGACCUGCUCAAGAAUGCGGUUUCCAUGGUAGGUAAGAACUACCACGGAAGGCAGAUCGAGGUUGACGGCGACGUGUUCUGGGCUGUAAACGAGUUUAGUGUAUUGUGGCCGGGUGUCACACUUGCAGUAUCCAUUCUGAACCGGAGUACUAAAUGGAUGCUCUUGGACGAGUGUGAGCAUUCCGUGGCCAUUUUUGGCAUCAAGCUAGCUGCGACAAGUACAACAGCCGUGGGUGCGUGGGCAGCUCGGCUGGAAGCGGCGUGUCUGCUCGAAGCUAGAUGCUCCCCAGAAGCAUACAUAAGCUUAGUGCGCGAAGGAGUUGAGCGCGGGGAAACUUCCGUUCUUGACUUUGCUUCCCUCUUAGAUAGUGAGGGCAAUAUCUUGGAUGGCAACCCAUUCAAGUUGACAAGCGACUUGCUUGAUCAAGAGACGGCGGAGAGUGAUCUGCCGCAAGUCCCGAUCCCACUUUGGGAGGAGGACGCGAGAAAGGAUGACGAGGUCGCCAAGCAACGUGCGAUACUCGAGAGCCUGGCUCAGAACAAUGAUAGUGUUCCGCCUUGGGCAAUCAGUCGGGUUGCUGAUGAUUCGAGUCCCAGCAGCAAUCUCCCUGAGUGGAUUGUCGGUGGACCUUUCGGGGGAGAGAGUGGCUUUCACAAGAAAGCUGCGCCUCCUCCGAAGGAGAUCCUGCAGCCAACAAGCUUCCAGGGAGACACACUGGCUGGGACGCCGAAUGCCGGUGACCCGGAAACUUGUUUCGCCAAGAAAGCCUCGCCACCCGAGUCACCUCAGCAGGUUGAAACGCGCUUGAGUGCCGCACCCAGGCUGGGGUCGGUUUCCUUGGCUGCGUUUAGUGCACCUUCUAUGAGGGCACGGGAAGAAAUUGGGCUCCAGGUAUUCGUCGAUGCCGCCAUCGAAUGCUACAAGUUUGCAUUCGACAGCGGCAUUGAUAUGGAUUUGAUCAAUAUUGCGGGGCCUCCUGACAAUGUCGAUCGCCGUAAAUUCCAACUGCACACCGCUCCAAACAAGGCUUCCACCGGAAUCCGGUACGCGAGACUGUUCAAGCAACUGCAAAGUUUCUGCGCAUCCGAGCCGCGCUCGGUGUCAGAAGAUGCAGGGGUAAUGGACAAGCUUGGCGUUCUGGACUUCGUUGAGUUGCUAGUGCAACGUGGGUCCGGAAAGAAGACUCCUCAAAGCCUGUUGUACGCGUUCGACUACUUUUCGAAAGUUUUCGGUUUCGAGUUGGAGAAGCGGCCGUGGGAGAGAGCCAAGCGGCUCGCCCUUCGGUAUGCUCAGGCCGACUCUGAUCUACCGAACAGAGCCCCCAUGUUCCGUAGGAAGACACUCUUCGUCCUUGAGCAGAUCUGCCUAGAUCCUUGCUUAGCCGACCCUUGGAGAGUCGCAGCCGGCAAGCUUCGACUUUGUGCGCAAGCAUCGAUCAGACACGACGAUUUGCUCAACACGCCCCUGAAGAACUGCGAGUGGAUCCGCAGAUCGGCUGCACGAGGGAAGUCGGGGCCGCGCCUUUGGGUUGCCUCCAUCAAGGGCGUCUGCAAGAGCGGGGACAACUGGCUGAAUGAGCUCAUGGUGCUAGUACUGAAGUCACAUGGAAAUAAUUUUGGUAGCCACGAUCACUUCGGCAGAUUGCCCACUCACGACAAUCUGGCGUUCGUCGCCGCGCCUGCGAGUCUGUCGGCAGAUGUGAGGUGCGUGAAGGAGGCUCUGCUGAGCAGAAUUCGCGAAGGCAUCGACGUAGGAAUGUCAGAGAAGGAGGUCAAUCUGCUUCGCUGGCAUGGCGCCAAGGCGACCAUGACAAGCUACAUGCAGCAUCUAGGCAUUUCUCCGCGUGCAGUGCGCUUCUCCGGCAACUGGAGACAACGCGAGGAUAGCAUGCCCGAUUCCUACCUCCGGGAGGCUCAGACACUAGUCCUGGCAGCGCAGGAGAGGUGUCUCGCUUUCCUGAGGGGGGGUAGCGACAUCUCUUUUAUCCAAGGGGUGCCGGUGGGAGAUGUCCCCGCUGAGAGUGUGGGAACAUCGCAAAACACGGCCCUUCCGAGCCCUAGCGAGCUAGAUGCCAUGGUCGCUGCUGACGACUCUCCCGUUGCUGCCGACGCAAUGUGCAUGCAGUUCCUGGACGAGCUCGUAGAACUUGGUCUCCCGAACGUUGAAGCCAUAGACGCGGAGAAAAGCCGGGAGUUAGUCCAGCAGAAUGUGGAGAGCCUCAUCGUGGAGGGUGUCGAAAGCGAAGUAAAAGAGGAAGCAGACGCUCCUGUGCAAGAAGACAUCCAGUCGUCUGAGCUCCCCCUGCAGCUGGACAUUUUCGACUCGGAAGGCCUGGUCUGUUACUUCGUGCAGCUUUCCAAGCCAGGAAGCUCUGCGAAGCUCCACCUGGCAGACGCAGAGCAGGACGGGAAGCCUGGUCCUGCAACGGCAGUACCCAGGUGCAAGGCCACUGGAAGCAGCUUCUCCUUUGUGAACGCGACGGAGGCCUUGGACGAGCAAACUGAGCUGUGCCGGGUUGUGUACCAGGCUUUGCUCCUACGUCGAGCUGGGUGGGGAGCCCAAAGUCCUCCACCGAUGCUCGCGCAGAUGCUCAGAAUGCGGCGAGCAUCAUGCGCACCUGUGUCACAUUCAUUCGAAAGUCAGCCUUGA
This is a messenger RNA of Symbiodinium sp. CCMP2592, 2811 nucleotides long. Lineage: Eukaryota; Dinophyceae; Suessiales; Symbiodiniaceae. The record is from the annotation of a GenBank genome assembly.